GUGGAGUGAGGUGUGGAGGUGGUUGGUAUUGCAGAUGGCGGCCAAAAGAGCGAGUCUCCGCCUUGGUGGGCUUGGAAGCCUUUCUGAUUGCUUUUGAUGAGUCGGCAGCACAGACAGACGCCGUCGAAUCAUUCUUCGCGGUUGGGAUUCCUCCACCGCUCCGACGACGAGCUUCCUCUCCCUCCCCUUCAUCUUCCACCACCCGCUCGAUCCUGAACGGAGAGACAUGAGCUCCGGCGUUCGCAUCGACGUCCAACCCUUUCUCCAGAAGCCAAACCCGAAAGCAUCAGCUCGCCGCGAGACCCAGCAAGUUCAACUCCAGUCUCAAACGUUCUCCAUCCCGGCGUUCCGUCCGGACGUACACCCCCCUGCUCCCCACACUCCAGCUCAGCGAACCCAUCCCCAGUCCCCGCCACCACCAAAAUACCCUCCCGUGCCUCCACAGCGCUGCUCUUCUCGCGCAGCGUCACGCUCCUGUCCGCCCCACCAGCCACCAUCCCAAUCUUCUCGAUCUCCGCCAUCUGCUCCCGUCCUUUCUUUUCUCUUUGCAAUCAACAAUGUUACACUCCACUUCGUUACUUCAACACCUUUCUUUCCCGCCCCACCGUCUCCAACAUGGCCAAUACCACUCCCCUUCCGCUCUUCACCGCCUCCUCCACUCGUCGCUCCGUCUUUCGCUCUACUAGUCGUACUCCGCGCACUACCCGCCUGCUCCACCGGAGAUACCCCACCCACACCCACCUUCCUCGGCACGACAAGCGCACGCUUUGCACCACAAUUCAAUGACGGUUUCACCGACGACGCUGAUGAAGCCUUCGAUGGGGGGUUCAGGGCGGAGAAGCGAAGGGAGCCGUUGAGUGUUCCUGCAUACACGCCAUCGCAACCUUGGAACUUGAUCGCAUCUGCGGCUGACGGCAGCCCCGAAUGGCAUGGCAACAUAUCACUCGCGGUCAGGGACGACGACACUGCCUCUCCGAAAGAGGAAGCGCCAGGCCUUGGUUACGAGACGGCUGCCCUUCCCGACCCCGAGACCUCCGCCACGCCCAAAGGUCCCAAUCCAGCGGGUAACCUGGACGCCGACGACGACAAGCCCGUCUAUGCGGACGACGAAGAGAGCCAGAAGCAAUGUUCCGGACCCGCCGCCGACGUUUCCGCGAUGUCGUGCCCCAAGGCAAGAACCAGGAGCGUGGAGUUACAGACUGGGUUGGACAUUCGGUGUUUUUGGACACGACACGAAAGGUCCGAUCGAUUCCAGCAAAGGCGUUUUCCAAUGGGCGUACUGCAUACAGCAUGCUCGGCGUACGGCUCGGGUUAG
Molecule: messenger RNA, 1315 nt
Organism: Trematosphaeria pertusa
Lineage: Eukaryota; Fungi; Ascomycota; Dothideomycetes; Pleosporales; Trematosphaeriaceae
Exons: 3
Coding region: 227-1315 (362 amino acids)
Source: RefSeq, a predicted model, not a curated record